CGAACGGAAAAGGACGAGCAGGAAGGCUCCUCGCUGCGCCCCCGCCCUCGCUGCUUCGGAGAGAGCCGAGGAGGCUUACUUACUAUCGCUUGCAGGCACUGAGGAAGGGGAGGAGGACCGCGGAAGUGGGAGAAAACCCCCUUCGUUCCACCCCACCCCCAAGACCCGGUCCUGCCAAUUUUUCCCAGCAGCCAAGAGGUAACGGAGCUGUUCUUCAGCACCGCGAUGCGGGGGAGCUGUCCAUUUCAGCACCACCCGGCCCCAAUGCAGUAGCUCCCGAGACGAGAUCUGGAGCGCCAGGCGCCGGCAGCCUCUCCUGCAGCAAGCCCGCCUGCCUGCUUCCUGCUUUCCCUCCUCUCCCGAAGAUCUCCCAGGGAAGGGGGAGGAAAUCCGUCUUCCUUCUCCCCCCCUCCUCUGCCUAACCUAGAGAAAUAUCUUUCUCUGUUUCACCACCCAACCUUGGCGCCUCCAAUAACAACUGCUGCUCUGCCGCUCUGCCUCUCUGCCUUGAGGAGGGGGGAGAAAGACCGGAGCCCACGAGAAGAAGAGCCAUGGAAGGCAAAACCUCCGCACCUGUUCAGCUGAAAUCAAGGGCUUACAAUAUACUGGCCAAGCUGGUUCGGUGGUAGGAAGAAGGCGAAGAGAUAAAGCCAGGAGAGACAGAAGAAAAGAAGGAAGGGGGGAAAGGGAUCGGAAGGGAAGCGAGCCGACAAAACAAACCCCCCUUCCAAAAACAAAACAAAAAUACGAAUAAGAAUCCGAAGAAGAUAACUGGGAAGGAAAGGAUUUUUUCAUGGCGCAGGCUGCAGAGCUAAGCAAGAAGGCUGAAGGUGGCAUCUCUGCUCUUACGGUCUCUAACUGUCUAGGUCCAGAGAAUGAGCGAGUGUGUUGAGGAUGCUGCUUCUAUUGCCGCUGCUGCUGCUGCUGCUGUUCCCCUCUUCACUGUGGAAGCCAUCUCCAAAUUAGCCAUUACAUAUGGAAACUGGAGACCAGAAUUUUAGGAAAAGGGAUUAAGGCAUCUCAUUUUGGGAGGGGGGUGUUCUCUAUUUUUUCCCUUUGUUUUAUUUUUUAAGAAUAAUAUAUAUAUAAGAUAUAUAUACAUACAUAUAUAUAUACAAAUAUAUAUAUAUUUAUCUUAUCUUCUAAGAUAACCGCCAGAACGUUUCUCUUUUCAAAGGCCAGCCUCUUUCUUUCCCCGUGUGAUUUUUCCCCCUCCCAUUUACACUGAUUCCGUGGGCUUUCUUACCUCCUUUUUUAUAUAUAUACAUAUAUAUAUAUAUACAUACAGAUAUAUCUAUAUCUAUAGAUAUAGAUAUAGAGAUCUAGAUUUCUCUCGAAUAGAUACCAUUAUUUAUUUAUUUAUUUAUUACUACUCUUAUUAAUAUUAUUAGAGGAAAAUAUUAUUAUUAAUAAUAUUAUUAUUUUAUUUUAUUAUUAUUCUUAUUCUUAACCUACACACCACACACACGGCCCAAGAAUCAGAAGGCGGUGGGGGUCUUUGUAGAAUGAAGAAUUAUGGGGCUGUUUGACCGAGGUGUUCAGAUGCUUUUAACCACCGUUGGUGCUUUCGCUGCCUUCAGCCUCAUGACCAUAGCUGUGGGGACCGAUUACUGGCUUUACUCCAGAGGGGUUUGCAAGAUGAAAGGGACCGGAGAGAACGAGACCAGCAAAAAGAACGAAGAAGUCAUGACCCAUUCUGGAUUAUGGAGAACCUGCUGCCUGGAAGGAAAUUUUAAAGGUCUGUGUAAGCAAAUCGAUCACUUCCUCGAGGACACAGAGUAUGAAGCCGACACAGCAGAAUAUUUCCUCCGGGCUGUAAGGGCCUCUAGUAUUUUUCCGAUCCUGAGUGUGAUUCUGCUUUUCAUGGGUGGACUCUGCAUUGCAGCCAGCGAGUUCUACAAAACCCGACAUAACAUCAUCCUUAGUGCCGGCAUCUUCUUCGUGUCUGCAGGUCUGAGUAAUAUAAUUGGCAUCAUUGUGUACAUAUCAGCCAAUGCUGGAGACCCCUCGAAAAGUGACUCCAAGAAGAACAGUUACUCUUACGGCUGGUCCUUCUACUUCGGAGCCCUGUCCUUCAUUAUAGCCGAGAUGGUGGGAGUGCUGGCCGUACACAUGUUUAUUGACCGGCACAAACAGCUGCGUGCCAGUGUUCAUGCCACGGACUACCUCCAGUCCUCUGCCAUCACCCGCAUACCCAGCUACCGCUACCGCUAUCAGAGACGCAGUCGCUCCAGUUCCCGUUCCACUGAGCCUUCACACUCCAGGGAUGCCUCUCCCGUCGGGAUCAAAGGGUUCAACACCCUCCCCUCCACGGAGAUCUCGAUGUAUACCCUGACCAGGGACCCCAUGAAGGCUGCUACUACCCCUACCGCCACCUACAAUUCAGACAGGGAUAACAGCUUCCUCCAAGUUCACAACUGUAUCCAAAAAGAAAACAAGGACUCUAUCCACACUAACACAGCCAACCGCCGGACCACCCCUGUAUGAAGCCGUCGAGAGGGGGCUGAAAAUGGGGGGCGGGGAAGGUGGGAGUGGGAUUUGGGUGCAGGAAGGGAGGGAGCAGCAGGGGAGGGCAGCGGGGUGGGGAGAGGAGAAAGCAACCUUGGGGAAACCUUCCAAACGCAAAAAACAAAAAGAAAAGAAACAAAAACAUAAGUGAAACUUCCAAAAAGAAACAAAAUGUUGAAAAAAAACAGAAAAAGGGGGGAAAAACUUUUUAAAAAAUCAAGAGAAAUAAAUUUAAAAAUAUUAAAAAUAGAAAAUAAAUUUAAAAGAAAAUGCAUGAUUUCCCAUGUACCAUUAUUUUAACAUUUAAUAAAAACAGAUUUAAAAAAGGAACCAAGAAAUAACAAAAAACGAAUAAUAAUUUUAAAAAACCAAGUGGGAAGAAGAGGCGGCAGCUCUUUGGAUUUGGGGGUGGGGUACUCUUUAAGUUUGUUUUCCUUUUGUUCUGUUUUUUAGUUUGUUUUCUUUCUGCUUUUAACCCACUGUGGACUCGCAGGUUCCUGAGCAUCUCCAGGCAGUAGUGAAAACGCAGUGACGUUGGUGUCUCUGCAAAUGCCUUUCUGCACAGUUGUGUUGGGGCCUGCCUGAAGUCACUCCCUGUGGCCCGUGGAGUGGCUGGUGAAUCAACACGUCCUUGUCGGGUCCACAGGGCUUAACAGUAACCUUUCUGCCCUUGAGGGUUCGAAGGGUUAAUGCUGAUUCACUCAUUUCUAGGUCUCAGAAAGUUCAGGCUGAUCCACUCAGCCUCACUACUGUGUGGCUGUCCUGGGGUUAAACAGUAACAUUGCAAAAAAACAAAAAAAAAGCUUCAUAAAAAAAGUGGCAAUUUUUUAAUAAAAGAAAACUAACUAUAAAUAAAUGUAAAUAUAAUAAGUGGAUUUACUUGCAAGAAAGCCAGUUAGUAUUUUUUUUCUUUUCAUCUUUUCUUUUUCCCAGCUUGAAAACUGUGAAAACUAAAUUCUUAGGGGUUGAGAGGCUUCUAAGGAGAAAAUGGAAAUUGAAUCCAUUCAAUGACAAACAACAGGAACUUUUAAAAGACUCCUAGAACUUGGUCAGCUGCUUGGAGUAGGGUGCAUUUCCCUCACUGGCCACGAGAACAUUGGGCUGGGGGAAAGAGAUCUCCUGCCAAGGAGAGAUAGAUGCUGCUAAUGCUGGGUUCAGGUCACCAAACAAGGACUAAACGUGGUGCUGGAGACCUCUGCUCAAAUUUCCUCUUGGGGAAGGCAAAUGUGCCGCCCUCCCUCUGCCUUCCCUCCAAGGCUCGAAAAAGAAGCAGACAGGCAAAAUGGUCCCUUCUUGCUGCUGACUUCCAUUUUGUUUACGUUACUAGCUUUCCUGUUUCAAGGACAGGCCUUCUUGCCAGAUUUAACUGUAGCAUCCCUCCCAUGCACACCAACCAAGACUUAGCUCCAAUGACAAGGAUAUCCUACAAAGCGAUUCCCUGGUUUCAUUCUGUUGCCAGUCACCACAGGUAGCUGUUGGCUCACCCUGCCUUACAUAAGAGAGCCACCUGCAUGAUGGCCAUGAUCAGUUUGAGACCCUUCUGACCCUGUGUCUUUAAGAAUACAGGAAAAAUAAUUUUGUCAGUUUCAGAUUUUCCCCACCAUCACAGCACAGGAUGGGAGAAAUUGCAACUUCUCAUAUCUUCUAAACUGUGUUUGAGGUCCGGGGAGAUAGGUUGUCCCCCAUGGAAUCAGCCAGUGCUACAAAUUGCAGCAGAAAGAGAAGAAGGGUGACCCAUAAAGUUCAACGUCCAUAGGGGGACAAUUUCAUCCUCCUCCCACUAAGAACAUCAUGCCAAACAGAAAGGAAGGCAUAACAUAUGGUGCAGUCUGCCUGGAUGAUUCCUUGGAAAGCAUAAAGGCACAAGGGAAGAGAGUGCUACAAAUAUUGUCCUCCCUGAGCCCAAACCUUCCAUCAAAAGCUUCUUGGUCCUCUUCUGUUGACUCCUGCUGUCAUUUAUGGUUGUAAAGAGCCUUUGUAAAAUGCUACAACAGGCCUACAAUUAUCUGUAAGGGGCUCCUGUGCCUUCAAUAGCUGAGUAGCAAGAAGAGAGGUGGUAGCAGGUUCCAUGUUUCCCAUUAUGCAGCUCAUUGCAGGCUGAGGCGCCCAUCUUAUGUGUCUGUCUUAUGUGGAAGGGGCAAUAUUUGCAGUCUUAGGAGACUAAACUUCCCAUUUUCACUUUGCUGACAGGCCUGGACCACCCAAUCCAAAGUCUUUGCUUGCUAAGCUGUCUGCAUUCAUUAUGGAGCAAGGAUGUAGAUGCUGUAGGGCAGUAGAAAAAUCAGCCUCCCUGGUCACGUGCUUGACCUUCUUUACUUAUCAUCACUGAUUCAGUUGCAGUCCCUUCUGUUUUGCAUCCAUGCACCUUAAAUAACUUAUCCCGCUACCCUCAUUGCAACCCCCACAGGGAGCAACAUUCAAUAGAUAUUCAAAUCACCAUAACCUUGGUCCCACUGCUGCUUAGUUAUCAUUAUUGUGCUGAACGCCAAUGCUGUGUGAGGAACCAUUGCCUCUCUUAACACUGCUCCUGGGAGGUAAAUAUGAGCCAGGUCUGAAAAAGGAAUGAUGGGUGGGUCAAGCAGAGAUUAUGCUUCCACCAGCAUGAGGCAAUGCGUUAACUUUUAAGCGCAAACCUGGGUUGAAUCAAAUGAGAGGCCCAACGUCUUUGAAGGAGCAAAAUUUCAGGCUACAAAUGGUUUGCAGAGAGGAAUCUAACCAUUCCUCUCAACCUUUGUAGAUUCUUCCUGUUCAAAUUGGUAUUCUUCGGGUUCAAAGAGUCUUCGCUUCCCACCACCGCUCAGCUCCUGAAGAAAACUAAAUGGGAUCAGGGGGAAAAGCACAUACUGAGCAUCGCGGCCCGGUUUAAUGCUGACUUUCUCCCAUGUUUCUUCUCUUACAGAGGAGAAUGGAGUCCUUCCCAGGGCAGGGUGAGUGAGAAGUAUGUGGGAAUAGUGAGCCGGUGGCAGAAUAAGUUCUCCCCAGGCGUCUGCAGGAGAGGUCUGUCAUGGCUGAAGAGCCCCAAGGCAGCUUGGGUGACAAUAGGAACUCAUAUGGAAGACCCCAUUCUGUACUGAAUGUCUAGAAUCCCUGCUAAAUCCCAAACCUCAGCCUGCAAUCCUCUUAACAAUGCAAAGGGCCAAAAGGGUUAAAUAAAACCAUUAUCCAAAGUCCCAGCGAUGAGUUUAAACCAGUUUCCUGUACUCCAGCAUAGGCAAAGGGUGGAAUUGUUGGUUUAAAUCCCAAAGCUGCUUUCAAGAACUUGAUAACUGUAGAGUUCUUGAGCAUUUUUGAUUGAAUAAAGAUGAAUGCAUGUGCAGUGUGUAUGUGAGUGUGUGUGUGUGUGUGUGUACAUGCAUAUGCAUGUGUAUGUGUGAGGGAGGGAGGGUGAAAGUGGGGGGGGGGGGAAGAAGAAGGAGGACUCAGAUUGAUGGAGAUAUUUUUUCCAAGGAUACUGCUUAUGUUCAGCUCAAACCAGUUCAAGAAACAAACCUCCAUUUUCUUUAUUUUGUGUUUUUUUUCAGACUGUUAAAAAGAAAAAUUUUAAAAAGAAGAAAAUUACACACAAAAAAUCCUGGUACAUGAAAUAAAGAUUUUUUUAAUAUAA
Anolis carolinensis (green anole) is the source of this 6112-nucleotide messenger RNA. It is a transcript of the gene cacng2, whose product is annotated as calcium voltage-gated channel auxiliary subunit gamma 2. Lineage: Eukaryota; Metazoa; Chordata; Lepidosauria; Squamata; Anolidae. The transcript has 4 exons. Gene Ontology annotation, biological process: transmission of nerve impulse; neurotransmitter receptor transport, postsynaptic endosome to lysosome; calcium ion transmembrane transport. Gene Ontology annotation, cellular component: voltage-gated calcium channel complex; postsynaptic density membrane; AMPA glutamate receptor complex. Gene Ontology annotation, molecular function: channel regulator activity; voltage-gated calcium channel activity. The record is from RefSeq and is a predicted model, not a curated record. Bases 1516 to 2487 code for a protein of 323 amino acids.